AUGACAGCCUUCAUGGAAUGUGUAAUGCAGGAAAUACUCCAACAUCCCGACGCCUUCGAACCCAGGCCUUGCGGCCCUCGAACCUUUAAGCCUCUCCGACAACGAGCCAGAGGACGCUUCUCUGGCGACAUAAAGAGUCCGAGCCCAUCUCGGGCGGUUGGGGUGGAGGAGAUGGACACAAAACCUGAGGAGGGCACACCUGAACCGGACGACAUCAUCGACCGAUCAACAUUAUGUCUGCCGGACUUUACAGGUAAUUCGAUUCUGCACGGUGGGGACAACGGCUUCAAGAAUGUUCUGCGACAGUACUUCCCAUCUUCAGAGAGCAAUGCUGCAGAACGUCUGGUGGAGCUCAAGGCCAGACUGAGAGAAGCCUCGACACACGACUUCUGGGGCAUAUUGAUGGAAGAGAUGUGUGAUAUCACUGGAUCACAAUGUGGGUUUGUUGCCAAACGGAUGCUGGUGGAUGAUCAAGACAGCGCGGUGGAGAUGCCAGAACUGGGAGAGCCAGGAUCAUGUUUGAUGGGAGUCGCCUUUUAUAUCAACAAUGGUGCGGAUGUUAAGGAGUUAUAUCGAGAUUACCGCUACCACGCCUAUGGAACACCAUGUGCCCACAUGAGGCACGACAAGAUUUUCAUUGUUCCAGAGAGGAUGACGGAGUUCGUUCCAAACAACCCCAAUGCCAUGCCUUGGAAGCAUUCCGAAGCUUUCAUAGGGCUACCGCUUUUCCACGAAGGGAAAUGCUUCGCUCACUUUGGUAUGAUAUGGUCUUCUGAAGGUGCAACCAAGAGAAAGCUAGGAUGGACUUUUAUCGAAAUGUUCUUGCAUUCGCUGGAAGACAUGAUUCUGCAACGCAUUUUGGAAGGGCGAGGCUUCGCCAAGGAGAGUGCAGCUCCUGACUCGGCUCCAGCCAAGGUCAUUCCUUUAUCAGCCAUCACUGCAUCUCAAUCACUAAAACCUUACGCUCGAAGUCUCUCUCAUGAACUGAGGACUCCAAUGCAAGGUGUUGUCGGUAUGCUGGAUAUUAUGUAUUCGACAGUACUAGAUGCCAUCGCCAAUCAGCCAAGUGAUCACGUACGGGCUGUGUUCAAGGAUCUCAAGAAUCACAUCGAAGUCGUGCAGGACAGUUCCAGACGAGCCGUUGAAGCUGCUGAUAACGUUGUUCAUGCUUAUGACAUGAAUAUGCAGAUGCCAGAAACACCUUUGACUCCCAACGACCUAGAUAUCUUGAAAGGAUUGGUAACGCCGAGUUUAGAAUCUGACCUACAGUCACCUCCAACAUCAAGAAAGCGUGAGCGCACAGAAGAACUAGACUUCUUCCCUGGACCGCCAAUGAAACGAAUGUUUGCAAUGACUGAAUCGGAUAUCUUGCGGACUUAUUACCCGGAGGCAAUGAACUCGGAUGGACCUACCAUCUCGAUUACCGAGACUGUCACUUCGACGAUGCCUCCUUCCGACGUCUCGGUGACAGAGAGCGAACCAAGGUUUAGCCCUUUACUAUCUCCAGCUAUAGUCAGUCCAACGCUGCGACGCGUCAUUACGAGAGAAUUUCUGCGCAGCCUUGUGAAUGAAGCGUUGCGGAAUGGCCAUCCCACCAGCGAAGUUCACAAUGAGACCGACUUGGGGGAGAAAAUUGAUGUCCAAACUAUUAGCUCCAGGGGUGAGAUCCAGCAUCGAACGAUCCACCUAGAGAUUGAGUCCGAUGUUCCAGAAGUUAUCAUCACUGAGGAGCAGUAUUUGCAAUUCGCGCUGCAAAAGCUUGUCGACAACGCCAUCAAGUUCACCGAGCAUGGCAGCAUCACAAUAACGGUCAAGAUUUCCAGGAACGCCCAGGUUGUGGAGAUAUGGGUUGUUGACACUGGAUGUGGGAUAUCAGAGGCAUCGAAAUCCAAUCUGUUCAAGCCGCAUUUCCAGCAAGACUCGUCAAUCAGCCGCUCGAGGGAUGGUCUUGGUCUGAGUCUGUUCAACGCAAAGGCUCACGUGAGGAAGAAGUUAGGUGGCGAUGUAACUCUAGAGCGUUCUGAUACCGAGGGUCCUUCGAAAGGUUCAGAGUUCUUGAUUAGGUUACCUAUCUCCAGCCAAGAACCAGGCUUCACAGAUACACCACUAGUCGGAUCAACACCCCCACCUGGCUUGAAUCAAUCGUGCCGGGUUUCACCUUGGCCAGACAAUAACGUACCCUACAUUUCCAGCUUGGACUCGUCGACUUCGACCUUGCCAUCCCGGUGCAAGCAGCCAAAGCAAGCCUCACGCAAACGCCAGUCCUUCAAUCCGCAACUAGCUGCCGACUACCCAUUGAACAUCUUGAUCGCUGAAGAUAAUGCCAUCAACCGCAACGUCGCUGUCGGCUCGCUGAAUAAACUUGGCUAUGCUAACGCCAACAUCACUGUAACGUUCGAUGGGCUGGAGGCUGUGAAGACAUACGAAUCGUCACUCGACAAACCACCAGCGGAGAGGUUCAAUGCCAUUCUGAUGGAUAUCUGGAUGCCAAACAUGGACGGCUACGAAGCAACACGCAAGAUCGUAGACCUCGCGCGCGAGAAUGGAGAAUCGACCAAAGUGAUCGCCGUCACCGCAGACGUGACUGGAGAAUCGGUCGAGCGAGCGAAAGCAAGUGGCAUGGAGGGCUUCCUCGCAAAACCAUACAAAGUAGCAGACAUCGAACGACUAAUAGUCGAGAACUUCGACAGAUGCUGUUAA
This is a messenger RNA of Mollisia scopiformis, 2700 nucleotides long. RefSeq names its product HHK17, histidine kinase-group VII protein. Bases 1 to 2700 code for a protein of 899 amino acids. The record is from RefSeq and is a predicted model, not a curated record. Gene Ontology annotation, molecular function: histidine phosphotransfer kinase activity; phosphorelay sensor kinase activity. Gene Ontology annotation, biological process: protein autophosphorylation; phosphorelay signal transduction system. NCBI's taxonomy places the organism in Eukaryota, Fungi, Ascomycota, Leotiomycetes, Helotiales, Mollisiaceae. The transcript has 2 exons.